Xylaria bambusicola is the source of this 1849-nucleotide messenger RNA. RefSeq names its product translation initiation factor eIF 4e-like domain-containing protein. The coding region runs from base 747 to 1490 and encodes 247 amino acids. Gene Ontology annotation, cellular component: eukaryotic translation initiation factor 4F complex; cytoplasm. NCBI's taxonomy places the organism in Eukaryota, Fungi, Ascomycota, Sordariomycetes, Xylariales, Xylariaceae. The transcript is spliced from 3 exons. The record is from RefSeq and is a predicted model, not a curated record. Gene Ontology annotation, molecular function: RNA 7-methylguanosine cap binding; translation initiation factor activity. Gene Ontology annotation, biological process: translational initiation.
GCCCCACUGCAGAAAUCAGGAGGAGGAGGGAAAAAAAAAAAAGAGAGAGAGAGAGAGAGACAAGGCCUGAAUUCAAAAUACCGGUACCCUCUUAUUGCGACGACGAAACGCAAAGACGAGGCUAUCCGACGACUAACGACUAUCUCGCCCUAACCACCAUUUGGACUUUGCCUGGAGUUAAAGUCCCUUCCUUCCACUUCUCCGUUUGCAACCCGACUUGUAACCCGACUUCUGGUGAAGUCCCGUCGCUGAAUCGUUCAUUACCUACGCAUUGCCCCUACUGCCCUCUCCCCCUCUCCCCCUGCCCCCUGUGACAAACAUUCCUUGUCUGGUGUAGCAGGUCCCGUUGCUGCGACACGAUCCCCCGAGAGCGCGCCUCCCACGAUAUCUGACGACGCACCCACCGACGAACACCUUGAGGGCAAGGCUGCGAAGCCAUCCAUCAAAGCUGCAUUAUAUCUAUAUCCAUAUAUAUAUAUAUAUAUAUUGGUCCUAUUUGGCAGUCGCUAUCUUCUGGACAUCGUCUCCUUCCUUCCCCCACCUUGAUCAACGUCAGGCGCCUCCAAGAAAGAAGGUGCCCCUCCCCCUCAUCCUCUCGCUGCCUCGCCAAUCCGACCGAGAGAAAUUCGCCUGGCAUUUCUUCCGUCCAUUCAUCCAUCUGCCAACCCGCCGGUCCGCCUCUCGCACAAUCAGUGACUUGUCUUUGUCAAUCCUGACGCCCGCCCUACAUUCACGCACCACCCAACAUGUCUGAGCAAGUCGAUCUCACCACAAUCCCGAUUUCGCCCAAUGGCGACAAGCCCGAUGCUGCCUCGUCAGCAGAGGAUGGCAACAUCGUGACUGUCUUCCACGACAAGGACAACUUCAACGUGAAGCACCCUCUUCAGAACAAAUGGACUCUUUGGUUUACCAAACCAUCGAGCGGCAAGGGCGACAAUUGGAAUGACCUGCUCAAGGAAGUCAUCACUUUUGACACUGUCGAGGAGUUCUGGGGCAUUUACAACAACAUUGCGCCCGUUUCCGACCUAGCCAUGAAGUCCGACUACCAUCUCUUCAAACAGGGUGUGCGACCCGAGUGGGAAGACCCCCAAAACAAGCAUGGUGGCAAGUGGUCCUAUCAGUUCAAGGACAAGCGCAGCAUUGACAUCAAUGAGCUGUGGCUAGCGACCAUGCUGGCCGCUAUCGGCGAGACUCUUGAGGACGAAGACGAUGGUGAGGUCAUGGGUGUCGUUGUCAACGUUCGAAAGGCCUUCUUCCGUAUCGGUGUCUGGACACGCACCAUUGGCAAGAGUAUCCCUAAUCGCGGCGAUGGCGAUGUUUCCGGUGGCAAAGGACGAUCCCCCGAAAAGGGUCAGAAGAUCCUCCUCGCCAUCGGCAAGCGCUUUAAGGAGACCCUAAAGCUUCCGGCCAACGAAAACAUUGAAUUCUCAGGCCACACUGACGCAGCUCAUUCCGGCAGUACUCGUGCUCGCGCCAAGUUCGUUGUCUAGACUUAGGCUCAUGGUAUCAGAGCUGGCUCAUGGCGCAGAUAUUACCAGGAUUGCUUGGCAGGGGCUUUCUGAUCAGCCAAAUAUCUCGAUAAGGCAUCGUCCAUGUUGGCUGAAAACUAUUCGCUUGUUGUGUUGACAGGGGAGAAAAAGGUGAAUGGUAUCUAUAUCCGGAAUGUGAUACCAACAUGACACCUUCGUUGACUUUCCAUACUACUGUACCACAUCGUAGCCCAAAAUUGGCACGUGGUUUUGCACUAUUCUAUUGAUGCAACGCGGAGUAGGAGGUUUAAUUUGGGACACGACAGCAGCCCAUAUUUCAUAAUGAAAAGAACAAUGAUAAAAAAGACAUAUUUGCAUCA